Messenger RNA from Poecile atricapillus (Black-capped chickadee), 2859 nucleotides. RefSeq names its product copine 7 (gene CPNE7). Gene Ontology annotation, cellular component: plasma membrane. Gene Ontology annotation, biological process: cellular response to calcium ion. Gene Ontology annotation, molecular function: calcium-dependent phospholipid binding. NCBI's taxonomy places the organism in Eukaryota, Metazoa, Chordata, Aves, Passeriformes, Paridae. The transcript is spliced from 12 exons. The record is from RefSeq and is a predicted model, not a curated record. The coding region runs from base 438 to 2822 and encodes 794 amino acids.
GCCAGCGGUGUUGGGAACCCUGGGGACCCCGCUCAGCCCCGGUGCAGGGUGGGCUCCGCUCCGGAGCCGGCAGCGAGGCAGUUAACGGAGCUUGUCAUCCAUCUCCCUCUUAGGGCUCCGCUCCCGAGCUGCAGCUUGAGUCAGUUGUGUGGAGGUGGCAGCGGCAGCAGCUCCGGCGGGCACACCGGCACACCGGGCACACCGGCACCCCGAGCAGCCCCUGCCCCGCCGUGCCCCAGCCCUGGCCGCCAGCACCCAGGGCCCCGCGGAGCCAUCGGGACCAGAACCGGUCACCCCGCCCCGGAGAGGGUCCCGGGGGUCCCUGUCGUGCCACCGGGGCCGUGCCUGGCACCGCGGGGCGCCGUGCCCCGGGCAUGACGGGCACCUGCCCGGCUCCCUGACGGCGCCCGAGGCAGCGGCCGCCCCCCUCGCCCCCCAUGCCCUUCGCCCACGGAGCCGCCGGUCCCCCGGCGCGCCCGGCCGGCAUGGGCGCCGUGCCCGAGCCGUGCCCGCAGGCACCGCUGGCCGUGCUCUCCAAGGUGGAGCUGCGGGUCAGCUGUAAACACCUCCUGGACAGAGACACCCUCAACAAGUCGGACCCGUGUGUCCUGCUGCUGAUGCAGUCCCAGGGCCAGUGGAUGGAGGUGGAUCGCAGCGAGGUGAUCAAGAGCAACCUGAACCCCGUGUUCGCCAAGAUCUUCACGGUCGAUUACUACUUUGAGGAGGUGCAGAAGCUGCGGUUCGAGGUGUACGACAGCCACGGCCAGGCCGGUGUGGGCACGCACGAUGACGACUUCCUGGGGGGCAUGGAGUGCACCGUGGGGCAGAUCGUGGCACAGAAACGGGUGACGAAGCCGCUGUUCCUCAAGUACGGGAAGUUUGCGGGCAAGUCCACGAUCACGAUCAUCUCGGAGGAGAUCUCGGGCAACAACGGCUACGUGGAGCUCGCCUUCCGCGCCAAGAAACUGGACGACAAGGACCUCUUCAGCAAGUCAGAUCCCUUCCUGGAGAUCUACCGCAUCGACGAUGACCGCAGCGAGCAGCUGGUGUACCGCACCGAGGUGGUGAAGAACAACCUGAGCCCCAUCUGGGAGCCCUUCAAAGUCUCCCUCAACUCGCUCUGCAGCUGUGAGGAGAAGAGGAAGCUGAGGUGCGUGGUGUGGGACUACGACUCGCGGGGCAAGCACGACUUCAUCGGGGAGUUCUUCACCACCUUCGAGGAGAUGCAGAAGGCGAUGGGGGAGAACAAGGUGGGACAUGGGGACACAGGGAUGGCCUGGGGGUCACCCUGUGUGCUGCCAGCAGAGCCUGUCCUAGCAGCCACCUUCCAGCUCCUCCUCUGGGUUUGGUGUCGUUUUCUUCUCCCUGCUCUCCUGUUUGGGGAAGGGAUGGUGGGUUUGGGGUCUUCUGGGGAAUCAGGCAUGGAUGGAUGGGGUGGCUGGAGCCUGGGGGUGGUUGGGAGUGGGGGAAGGCAGCUGCACCCUGGGGCUGUGGGGGUGCAGGGUUAUCGGGCCACGGUGUCCCGGGGCCGGGGGUGCCAGGCCAGGCCGUGGCCCGGGCAGGGGCCGCAGGCAGCGCGGGUGCCGGUGCCACAGGUGCAGUGGGACUGCAUGAACCCCAAGUACAAGAUCAAAAAGCGCAACUACAAGAAUUCGGGGGUGGUGGUGCUGCUGGACCUGAAGGUGAGCGCCUGUGCCGGGCCGUGCCGAGGCUCCGUGGGCCGGUGUGGGGCAGGGCUGCCUGACACGGCUCCCUCUGGAAGAUCCACAGGGUUUACUCCUUCCUGGAUUACAUCAUGGGCGGCUGCCAGAUCCAUUUCACGGUGGCCAUCGACUUCACAGCCUCCAACGGGGACCCCCGAAACAGCUGCUCCCUGCACUACAUCAACCCCUACCAGCCCAAUGAGUACCUCAAGGCGCUGGUGGCUGUGGGUGAGAUCUGCCAGGACUAUGACAGCGAUAAGAAAUUCUCUGCUCUGGGCUUUGGUGCCAGGAUCCCCCCCAAGUACGAGGUCUCCCACGACUUCGCCAUCAACUUCAACCCCGACAAUGAUGAGUGUGAGGGUGAGUCCAGCUCCAGAGGGGCGGGACCCAUGGCUGGGAUGCCCCUCACCCCUCGUACACCCCACAGGCAUCCAGGGCGUCGUGGAGUCCUACCAGAGCUGCCUGCCCAAAAUCCAGCUCUACGGCCCCACCAACGUGGCUCCCAUCAUCUCCAAGGUGGCUCGCGUGGCGGCUGACGAGGAGCGGACCAAGGAGGCGUCGGUGGGUGCCGCUGUCCCCGCUAGGGCGGGGCUGAGGCCUCGCACACUCGUGACACUCGUGGCUGCUCUGGCAGCGGGGUCAGGCAGCCCCCCGAGCAUCCCUGUCCCCCCAGCAAUACUUUAUCCUGCUGAUCCUGACGGACGGCGUGGUGACGGACAUGGCGGACACGCGGGAGGCCAUUGUCCGGGCCUCCUACCUGCCCAUGUCCAUCAUCAUCGUCGGCGUGGGCAACGCCGACUUCACGGACAUGCAGAUCCUGGACGGGGACGACGGCGUCCUGCGCUCCCCCAAGGGCGAGCCCGUCCUGCGCGACAUCGUCCAGUUCGUCCCGUUCCGCGAGUUCAAGAACGCGUCACCCACGGCCCUGGCGAAGUGCGUGCUGGCCGAGGUGCCCAAGCAGGUGGUGGAGUACUACAGCUACAAGGCCUUCCCCCCGCGCUGCCCCCGGCCCCCCAGCCCCGAGCCCAGCCUCGGCUCCCCGCAGUGAGGGACCCCCAAACCCCAACCUCAUCUUUCCCUAGUGAGGGACCCCCAAACCCCAACCUCAUCUUUCCCUAGUGAGGGACCCCCAAACCCCAACCUCAUCUUUCCCUAG